UGAUUAUCAUAUCCGCACACUAUUCGCUUUUUCUGCUCCUUACUAGAAAUGCUGCUUUCUUCUUCUUCUUCUCGCGGUUAUCUUCACUAACAACUUCUCUCUCUCUCUCCGUCUGUGCAUUUUCCAUUGUUGAAGAAGGAGAAAGGUCUUGAGGUGUGGGGUCGGUGAUGGACGGUGGAGUGAACUACAACCCUCGCACUGUGGAAGAGGUUUUCCGGGACUUCAAGGGUCGUAGAGCCGGCAUGAUCAAGGCUCUCACCACUGAUGUUGAAGAAUUUUUCCAGCAGUGCGAUCCUGAAAAGGAUAACCUUUGUUUAUACGGGUUCCCUAAUGAGCAAUGGGAAGUUAAUUUACCUGCGGAAGAAGUUCCUCCGGAGCUUCCUGAGCCUGCAUUGGGCAUAAACUUUGCUAGGGAUGGGAUGCAGGAUAAGGACUGGCUGUCUUUGGUUGCCGUUCACAGUGAUGCAUGGUUACUUGCAGUGGCUUUCUACUUUGGGGCACGAUUUGGUUUUGAUAAAGCUGACAGGAAACGCCUGUUCACUAUGAUUAAUGAUUUACCAACAAUAUUCGAGAUUGUGACUGGAAGUGCAAAAAAACAGACUAAGGAAAAGUCAUCCAUUUCAAACCACUCCAGCAACAAAUCAAAAUCUGGUUCAAAAGGGCGAGGAUCUGAAUCAGGGAAGUAUUCAAAGCAAACAAAGGACGAGGAGGAAGAGGUACCGGAUGAAGAAGAUGACGAGGAGCAUGGGGAAACUUUGUGUGGGGCAUGUGGAGAGAACUAUGCGUCUGAUGAGUUCUGGAUUUGUUGUGACAUAUGUGAGAAGUGGUUCCAUGGCAAGUGUGUGAAGAUCACUCCAGCCAGAGCCGAGCACAUCAAGCAGUAUAAGUGCCCCUCAUGCAGCAAUAAGAGAGCACGGCCUUGAUAUAGUUGAGAGUGGGACAGUUCUCACCCCUUGUAACUAAAUCAUGUUGGACUUCUAACUUGUUAGUGGCUUAGGAUUCCUGUGCCAUGCCAUGAUGGGCAUAUGUAUUCAGUACUUUGGGUCUUGUGAACUUCUUAGUGGAUAUAUUUUUUUUUAAUAUUUAUAGUUUGCAGGUUCUGGAUAUGUCUCCAAUCUUCAUCCUGACUGGUAUACUUAUAUUUGUAGCAUAUGAUAGUGCACGUGUGCACACAUACAUGUAUGUUUGAACAUAUGUCGUAUUUGCUAGCAUGACGCAUUGGAUUGAUCAGAUUUAUGGUCUACCCAAUGUAGCAGUGUGGCAUCUGUGUUAGCUUUGGAAGAACGGCAGAGUUGGCUUAAGGUGUAAAUUAGAGACGAUUUUUUUUUAAUGUUGUGUAUGAAACUAAAAUAGUUCUACUUCUGA
Glycine soja is the source of this 1365-nucleotide messenger RNA. Its product is annotated as PHD finger protein ALFIN-LIKE 4-like. Gene Ontology annotation, cellular component: nucleus. Gene Ontology annotation, molecular function: histone binding; transcription cis-regulatory region binding; transcription coregulator activity. Lineage: Eukaryota; Viridiplantae; Streptophyta; Magnoliopsida; Fabales; Fabaceae. Gene Ontology annotation, biological process: regulation of DNA-templated transcription. Bases 168 to 923 code for a protein of 251 amino acids. The record is from RefSeq and is a predicted model, not a curated record. The transcript is spliced from 5 exons.